Molecule: messenger RNA, 8439 nt
Organism: Harpegnathos saltator (Jerdon's jumping ant)
Lineage: Eukaryota; Metazoa; Arthropoda; Insecta; Hymenoptera; Formicidae
Gene: Ca-beta
Product: Calcium channel protein beta subunit
Exons: 12
Coding region: 857-2701 (614 amino acids)
Biological process (GO): calcium ion transmembrane transport
Cellular component (GO): voltage-gated calcium channel complex
Molecular function (GO): protein binding; voltage-gated calcium channel activity
Source: RefSeq, a predicted model, not a curated record
GAGCGUAAGCUACCGAGGGUGACCGAGGUGAUACGAGUCGUGUUAGCAGCAGCCCGUCGACGCGAGCACGGCCCCGAGAGAGCUUUACCGUCGUUUCGACGUAGUGCCCGCUACAUCGGCCUCGUACGUUUCACUUGCGAAAAGCACUCCGGCUGCUCGCGCGAGUCGCGUCCGUGAAUUCGGGAUCUGGCCGAGCGUCGCGGCGCGAGUCUCGUCCGAUCGCUGGCUCGAUCGUGAACGUCGAGCGGGAAAGUGACAGCUCCGAGUGGUGUGCUCCAGUCUCUGUCUCUGUCUCACGGGGGACGCUUGGCUCGGCAGGCAGGAAUAAGAGUCCCGUAACCGCGCGGGGCGCGUCCUCACCGUCAUCCUCAUCAUCACCAUCGUGUCAUCGCCGCGCGAAGUCAGCCGCAUGACACUACCCUCACGUUGAGCGGCGCGCGAAGCCAGCGGCAUUCCUCGCAGUACUUGCAAAACUAACUGUGCCAAUCUGUGGAUCUGUCGAAUCGUGAUCUGCAAGCGGCCCAAGAAGGAAGAAGAGCUCGAAGUCGAGGACGAGCGGUGGACGCGGAAGAGUCGGGUCGUGAGAGUUGCGGGCGGGGUAACCUUUGAUUGUGAUGUGGUGGAGCCCCCCGAAGGACCGCGGGGGCAGGAGGUUAUUAGAGGCAGAUCGGUAGUGAGGGCACCAGGCACGGCUCGGCUGCCCCGAAGCAAAAUCGCCGCUGGGGCGGAGGAGGAGGUAGGAUGGUAUGACCUCCGGCGUCAUCCCGCCCGUCGCGGAGGUGGUGCUGGAGGUGGCGGAGGUGGCGGUGGAGUCGAGCAGCUGCUGCCCGGCUCGGAGGAGGUGGAGCCGACGGCGAUGUCGAGGCAGCCUCGAGAUGAACGGGACCACGUGAGCCGUUGCGAGACGCCCCGAGACCUCCGUGACCUUCGGAGCCGCGACUUCAGGGACUUCAGAGACCUCCGGGACUCCAGGGACGGGAGGGACAUCAGGGAGGGACAAGACAGGCACUACCGGGACGACUAUCCGGAGUACGAUCAUCAUUCUACUGCUGCAGCAUCUACCUCGGCGCUCACCAACAACCUGGAAAAAUCGAAUGGAAGGGUCACGCUGCAUGAGGCUCGCAACGAUCUGCAGUUAGUGAAUUUGUGCGUACCUUCAAGAUCGGCGAUCGUUGGCUCGGCGGACUCGAACUACUCGCAGCCGAGCUCGGAUCUCUCGCUGGACGAGGAGAAGGAAAGCUUGAGACGCGAAAAGGAGAAGCAGGCCCUCAAUCAACUCGAAAAAGCCAGGACGAAGCCGGUAGCGUUUGCGGUGCGAACCAACGUGAGCUAUGACGGAUCCGUCGACGAUGACUCACCCAUCCACGGCUCGGCCGUCAGCUUUAACAUUCGUGAUUUUCUUCACAUCAAGGAAAAGUACGACAACAACUGGUGGAUCGGCAGGCUCGUGAAAGAGAACUGCGACGUGGGUUUCAUCCCGUCACCGGUGAAGCUGGAGGCCUUAAGGCUGCAGGCGAACGCCGCGCGUGGCACGAAGGGUCUUUAUUUGGCGCGAGGGUCUUCAGGGAACCUUGAGAGUGGUAUGCCCUCACGUGGUUCCACACCACCUACGCCAGGUGACGAGAGCGACAGCGUCGGGAACGUGCGGCCCGGCAAGGCGACCCUGACGACCCCACCUGCGAAAGAGAAGAAGAAGAACUUCUUCAAAAAGCCGUCCUACGUAAGUGAGACUAUCCUGAGGCUGAGAUCCCGGCGAGCGGGCCCAUCUCGAUUGGUCGGACUGACCGUUCGUUCGAUUUUCCAGGAAACGACGGCUCCCUACGACGUGGUACCUUCUAUGAGGCCUGUGGUGUUGGUUGGACCGUCGCUCAAGGGCUACCAAGUGACGGACAUGAUGCAGAAGGCGCUCUUUGAUUUUCUCAAACAUCGUUUCGAAGGCAGGAUUAUAAUCACGAGGGUAAUGGCGGAUAUCUCGUUAGCGAAAAGAUCACUGUUGAACAAUCCAACCAAAAGAGCGAUCAUGGAGCGGUCAACCAGCAGGAGCACUUGUUUAGCGGAAGUUCAGCAGGAGAUCGAGAGGAUUUUCGAGCUUGCUAGGACCCUUCAGUUGGUUGUUCUGGACUGCGACACCAUAAAUCACCCGUCGCAGUUGGCGAAGACCAGUCUGGCGCCCACGAUCGUCUACUUGAAGAUCACCUCGCCGAAAGUCCUGCAGAGGCUGAUAAAGACCCGAGGAAAGUCGCAGAUACGUCACCUCAACGUACAAAUGGUGGCCGCAGAGAAGCUGUCGCAGUGUCCGGCGGAGAUGUUCGACGUCAUCCUGGACGAGAAUCAGCUGGAGGAGGCGUGCGAGCAUGUAGCCGAGUAUCUGGAAGCUUACUGGAGAGCUACGCAUCCGCCGGACAUCACCUCGGUGCCACGCGCAGUGCCAGCACCUGAUGCGCCUGUAGAUACACUGGCGCAACGCGUGCCAUCAGGUGCCCAUCACGAGAGUUGCCACGGUCACGAGCCAAGAGGAUCCGGACACAGCAGCGGGCACGUCAGCGGUGGGACGAGAAAAUCGCGGCUGGAGCGAAUGGAUCGCGACCGGGGCGAUCGCGGCGAGCACGAUUACGGCGCCGAGGAAGAAUACGGCGUCGAUUACGGCAGUGCCUCGAGGCGUCGUCAGCAGCAGGACUCGCGUGCUCUUAAUGCUAUUUAGGAGCUGGGGCCCCGGGGUCUGUCGCUACAGCGCUGUCCCCACCUGCGCACCACUGCCCUAUAGUGAGCUCACCUCCCGGUAACGCUACCGAAUGUAGGAAGUGCGCAACGCUACCUCGCGAUAAGAUCGCUGCGCUCUGUUAGUGGGGCUGUUUCCUGCCGCGCUACUCGCCAAAAAGAAACGAGAGGAGAGAGAGAGAGAGAGAGGGAGAGAGGGAGAGAGAGAGAGAGAGAGAGAAAGAGAGAAGCCGAAAACUCAGCUCGGCUGACACGCCAUCUCCGCGCGCUCCUGACCGAGCGAGCCUAACACAUACCGCAUCACAUCGAUUCUAUCCGAACGCACCUGGAUGACCUUGAGAAAGAAAGAAAAAGAGAAAAAACCAUUGACAACUCAUUUCCGUGUACUCAUCCAACCAGAAAACCUCAUUGUCCAUGCGCUGCCAGUCGCCAGUAGCGUGCACGCUAAUCUCGCAUGAUAAUAACGUUCCGCGCUUGCACUUUAUUCGCGCCGUUUGCGACGGCAAUUGUAAUUGUGAUCGCGACGCGACGCUUCAUCGUCGAUUUUCAGUUGCGAGAAAAAUUGUUGCGGACAUCAGUCGAGUCCGAGUGUUUGCCGACAAACACGCUCUCGCGAGCGUGGGUCCUUAUCUUCCGAAAGCUCCUGCAUCCGCGACACCGCUACAAUAUUUGCCGCUAUUUACUAACUAAAGUUCGUUUACAUAGCCAGCUAUUACGAUGACGUGCACCGUCGACUCUGUUGCGUGUCUGACUACGCUUCGUUGACACUUUGACUGUCAUGCUGAGUAGUCUGAGCGCGAGGCCCAGCAGGUCCCCUUAGGGUGCCCUUAGGGAUCCCCCUAAGGAGUCCUUAGCGCGAACUACGUGCAGAUUUCAACUGCUGCAGCCGAGAAUAUUCACGAUAGUCUUGGACUCUUGGAUCGGGCUGAAUACUUGGGUGAAUCAUUUCCAAUUGGAUGAAUAAAAUUGUCAGUCUUGAAAAUGGAAACUCUUGCUAAAUACGAGCAGCAUGGCACUCAGCGCGUCAACAGCGAGUCAAGCAAAGUUGGAUGAUAAAUAGAAAAACUGCACAUGCCUCUGUUCUUCGUCUUCUGAUAUCUUAGCUGAUUCAUUAGAUGAUUCAUCGACAGCGCGUGCGCGUGCGCGACGACAGAGCCGCUUAUCGCCGAACUACGUGCGAGGACACGAGAAAGCAAACAAUUUCCCGCGCGUCUCCGGACGAGUCUCCGUCUCAGUGCACCAGCAACGAUUGUAACUCGCAUACGUCACCCGUUCCCGCGGAAACUCAUAUUCUCACGUCUGUGCUUGCCGCGUCUCGCUUCGUCAACGAACCCUGAUCAAUGUCACACAUUGUACUCUGGCAAUAUUAUUAUUACGAUAUUGGCCGCAGUUGCGGAGUUAGGCUACUCGUUGAUUACGCGCCACUGAACAGCCCACCCGCGCACAAAUAUCACGGAUAUUUGCCCGAUCACGUAGUCUGCACUCGACAACUCUAGCUGUACCAUGUCGAACAUGUCAUCAUACCAUUUAUCAUAACGACUGCCGUAGCAGCGUUGAUCGCGCACUACGGCGCCGACACCGCGACCGUUAACCAUGACGAGACGAUGUCUGUACUGCGUCCUCGCGAGACAUCUCUUUUACGACCGCUUUGGGCCGUGGAGAAGGAGCGAGGUCGUGGAGUAAUCCCCGAAAAAAGAUACACACCGGGCUCUACAUCCUGCGCUCCUCGUUGAGCGCGCUGCUGCUCAAGGUCACUCGCACACUCAACCGAGGACAAGCCUGCACAUCUCUCGCGCGAGCUAUCUAUUGUACUGCUUGUUCUCGAAACUUCUCACGGUUCUCUGCUAUCUCUGCUACGAGGAAAAUCCAUAAACGCGAGAAACCCUCUUCGAACGGUCCCAAGGCGCGCGCUCGGCGAGAGAUGAUCCUUGAUGAUUAACGGCGCUUGGUCCCACGCUGAGAUCCUAAUCGUCCGUCUAGAACACUCACGACUAGUAGACGGGCGACUCGAAUCUCAUGGUGGAGUUGAACGCAAUUGAUCGUCGAUUGUUGUUAACCGGGAAUCUUCACGUAUACAUUUCGACAUACAUCCGUGUCCUUGAUGGAUCCUACUUCUAGAUACGUAUUACUUGCCAAAUCCUAAAAUCACAUUGCGAUGAGGAUGGACCUCUUCCACGCAUUCACGAAACAUUCACGCGCGAGUUUCCAAGUAUCGAAAGAAAUCAUCGCAGACGACACUUAAAUUAAGGAUUCGGAGUAUAGUGUAGGGAGGGGGGAUCGUUCGGUCGAGCGAUCUCCCCGACCGGAGUUUUGGUCGAGUCGAAACGAUAUGUAUCUUCCAGUGUCCUUGUCAUCGCAGUACACGCAGGACAAACCCCAUUUGCGGAACCAGCUCGACGACACUAGUAGACGCGCGAGACAAUCGCGUGGAACGAAGAGACCAAGAUAGAAAGUGCACUCGAAAGAAAGUGAAAAGAGAGCCCUGGGGCCUUAUAUAAUCCCUGCACCGACUCCUCCCGGGCCCCAAAGCCAACAAAUCUUUGCGCGAAAGAGCGAUCGGCGAUCGACGCGGCACCGGAUCUCCUCUCGCGGCCGAGGGAAACUGGAAUCUGCGGCGAACGAUUGGUUUCCACUCUAGAAUCUAAUUGUAAGAAAACGAUAAUGUUGAUCGAUCGCGCUUGAGGAGAAGCUACGGCCGUCUAGCGAAGCGAUCUAUGAUCGACUGAACAGCUGACUCCGCUCGCAAUUGAGACGGAAAGAGAACCGGAUUUCUUCGGAGCUUAUCGCGAAGGUCCCACUUUCGAUCGUCGAUCGUGGCAGCGCGAAUACGUCGCCGCUGUAAUUUUACGAUCACCACUGAGGAGCGAUCCACGACCGCAAUGCGGCUCCGCAAUCUCUUGAAUUUGAUCGUAGAACUUGAAACGCCCGCCGUCACGGCGAACUUAGCUGAAGCGACUUAACACGAUCAAUGUAAUGACGCUCACCAUCGAUCACGUAAUUAAAUCAGGCAAACUAACGUAGAGACGAGGCGUUUUUUGGAGGAAUCUUUUUUCAUUUACGAGACGACACACGCUGACGACAGCUCGAGAUAUCGGCAAAAUGUUGGUGCGCUGAAUCCGCUGAAACCGCUGAAAGUUUCCGAUCGGGCGUGUCGACAAUCUGUCGCGACGCCAAGAUGUGUUUAUAUAUUUUACUAGAGUUACGCGCGCGCGAAAGAGAGAGAGAGAGAGAGAGAGAGCGUGUGUGUGUACGUGUGCGUAUGCGCAUGUAUGCGUUUAUGUAAAUAUGCAUACGCACACGCACGUCGCACCGAGGGAAACACUUUGUGUAUAUAGUAUACAUAUAUACAUAUAAAUUGUACACAAACGCAAGUGACUGUUUCACUGUAUCACUCGGCGAAUUUUAAUCGAGAUAAGAGAGAGGUUCAAAGAAACUGACUAUCCGACGGAAAUGUGAAUGAAAAUCACUUCCUUCGCCUGUACAUGAUAAUGCGAUAAUCGCGCUGCGAGUCGAAUUUUCCGAAUUGUCGCUGCGAAAAUUGCAGAUUGCCACGUUUCUCGCGACGUAAAUCUCGCGAUUUAAUUUGCUCCGUUCAUCGCUGCGAGCGAAAGGCUCAACUCGCUCCUCGGGCAUUUGCGCAAAACUGCGAUGGCGUCUGGAAUUUCGGUUGAUGCUCAGCACCGCGAACGAAAGACUCGCGUUUUUAUUCACAUUUCCCACCGACGGCAUCAUGUAAAUACUGUUGUAAGAAGCCUUCAGACGAGUACCGUUUUCAAGUACUCACCUGUGCAGCGUCGACGCAUGCGCUGCAUGCAACGUGGAUCGGCAUUCAGCUACUUGUAAUCAGAUACUUGUAAUUAGAUCUUCGAUUUGUUUUUAUGCUAAAAGCAUCACGGACGGUACGAAAGGCAUUUACAGUCACGCGAGACCUUCAGUACGUGACACGCUCAUCGCGAACAUCUCUCGAUUCCAACCUAUGUCGAGCCAUCCGACCGGCUAUGAUAAAAAAUGGAGAGGAAGAAAGAGGUUGAUCGUAUCGGUUCGUUUAGCAGGCGCGCACAUACACACACACACACACACACACACAUACAUGCAAAAUAACACGAUUACACACGAGACAUUUCCCGCCUAGGAUGAUACGAUUAUUCCAUUAGCAUUGCUGGGGACAACAUAAACGUAAUAUUUGACGAAAAUAAAACUUACCGAGUUCUUAGGGCGUUCUCGCGGCCAAGUAGUUCGAAAUAGAUCACGAUCAUCGGCAUGUGGAUCACCAUUUAGAUUAAAUUAAUCGGAAACUUUUCCUAUGUGGCGGCUGCGAACGCCGCGUUUUUCGAUUGGCGAUGCCCGUUAUUAUUGUCUGCACAUCGCCGUUAAGCGUUAGCGUGAACUAGACGCGGGUAAUCUCGACAUUGUUUCCUUUUAUACGUUCUCGGAUAAUAUUCCGCCGUUGUUCCUUCGAGAAUCGAGUAACAAUGAGAGAGCUGUUCGUUCGGAGAAGGGGGAGAUUUUUUGAAAGUACAUGACCUCUUGACCGUCGGGUCUUAGUGAGUUAUUCUUGCGUAGACUUGUUUGAUUCUAGACGCAGCAGUUUACCGAGCAUGAAUAUAGAUUUUGCACAUUUUCUGCGAUCGAUUCUCGAUGCGUUCGUGAAGAUCGUCAAGUAUCGGAUUGUGGUUUGAGCUCAUGGUAGGCCACUCGUUUGUUUGAUUGUUCGUUAUUUAAACAUUAGAUAAAUAUAUAUAGUUGGUGAUGAGCAAGAGAGAGAGAGAGAGAGAGAGAGAGAGAGAGAGAGAGAGUGUGUGUGUGUGUAUGUGUGUGCGUGAGCGUGUGCGUAACGUUUGAAAAGAUGAUUUUUAUGGUUAAAUAGUGCUAUAUAAUUCAUCCUUAAUUGGUACCUGCUUGCGUUGCGUAAUCCUUUUUUAUGAUCGUGUAAAUUUAGAAGAGAAGAUCAUAAUGCGCCGGCAGAAUUUGGACUCUUGUUUGAUCUUGUUAAAUUCAAUUACGUUUGACUUUCAUUUAACUGUUUAGAACGAUUGAAAAUUAUUUGACAUAAUAUAUCUACUCAAGUUAUGUCUCAUCUUAGUUAACUAGCUAGUUUACUUCCGGUUUUUCACGUUCAAGGAUAACAGUUUGCGGUCGACAAAUUUACACGAGACGUUGCGUUCUGCAAAAUAAUAGCGUCACUAUGGACGAUAAUUGGUACCGAUUAAGGACGCAUUUCUACGAGAAAGCGUGUCGCGAAGCACGAUUGAUUUGCGGACGUUACGUUCAUGCUAGGUUUGUCGGUCUCUUUUAUAAUACUUGAAUCUUACGAUUAGAUAGACACGUAUUUAUACGAAUAUAUUUGCCUCUGAAGCAUCUCGAAGCUUCGCAUAAAUUUCGUGCCGACGCAAAGCACUGCGUCAAUAUCGCUUGUCAAUGUCGAGGAUGUAAAUUUUGUCUUAGGCAGAAAUUUUGUAAAAAAGAAAAAAAAAGGAAAGAGAGAGAUAUAUAUAUAUAUAUAGGUAUAAAUAUUUAACGUCGCGUUUGAAUGAGGAGGAGAACGGCGGAUGUUCCAUUCUUCGGCAAACGGUCACGUAAGAAAUCAUCGCUGAGUUCGACCGACGCGAAAUUCCGAUUUCCGUAACGAGCGACACGGCGCACAUCUCGGGACGAUUAAUCACGGGAUCCCCUCGCAGCCCAGACUUGUACAUAUUAGGUAAAAAAAAAAAAAAAAAAAAA